GCUUGGCUUCAGCUCCUGAACAUAUCAGUUGCCGUGGCGGGGUCUGAGGGAGGGAGAGAGCAGCGGCUGGACCGUCGGCGCGUCGUCUCGGCUGCUUCUCAGCGCGCAUCGCAUCCCAUGUUUCUGUAGAAAUACCGUAGGAACGGCUCACGCGUGCGAAUCGUGCAUGCCAGGAGCGGAGGACCCUGUCGCCGGCGUACGGCACCUUCUCGCCUUUUUCAUUUUUCACCCCGAUGAUACACUAAUUAUUAAGAGGCAUGUGGAAUUCUAUAAGGAUUACGAAUAGCGUUUUAUCCGUGUGUCUUGUGCUGACGUUAUGGAGUAAGGUGUCCUGGGGCUCGGGCUCCUUCGAGCUGCAGCUCAUCUCCGUGCAGAACGUGAACGGCGAGCUGUCGGACGGCAGCUGCUGCGACGGCGCCCGGGACCCCGCCGACCUGCGCUGCGCCCGGGACCCCUGCGACACCUACUUCCGAGUCUGUCUGAAGGAAUAUCAAACGAAGGUCACGACCACCGGCCCCUGCACCUACGGGAGCGGCUCCACGGGCGUACUGGGUGGGAAUAGUUUUCACUUCAAGAUCUCCAGGAACGGCCAGAGUGGUCUGAGCGAUGCUGGCAAGAUCACGAUUCCUUUCCAGUUCGCUUGGCCGCGGGCAUACACUCUCAUUCUGGAGGCCUGGGACUGGGACAACAACACAGUGACAGCAUGGCCCAACAAUGUCUUGCGUGGGGCAGGUGAAGAACUGCUGAUCGAGCGGAGCAUCCGUAAGGGCGUGAUCAACCCCGGAGACGGGGGUCGGACCAUCCACCACAACGGGCCCGUAGCUAGCUUCGAGUACAGCAUCAACGUGCGCUGCGAUGACAACUACUACGGCCACAAGUGCAACAAGCAGUGCCGACCACGGGAUGACUACUUUGGGCACUAUGUGUGUGACCAGUUUGGCAACCAAGUCUGCAUGGAGGGCUGGAUGGGGCAGGACUGUCGAACGGCAAUCUGCAAACAAGGCUGCAACCUGCUGUAUGGGACAUGCAGCACUCCCGGGACAUGCACGUGUAGAUAUGGUUGGCAGGGGCAGUUCUGCGAUGAGUGCCAGCCCUAUCCGGGAUGCGUCCAUGGGACCUGCGUCAAACCUUGGGAGUGCAAGUGUGAGAAGAACUGGGGAGGGCUGCUGUGUAAUAAAGAUCUGAAUUACUGUGGGACGCACCAGCCUUGUGUGAACGGAGGGACCUGUAUGAACACAGAGCCAGACGAGUACAACUGUGCCUGUCCCAACGGUUACUCUGGCAAGAACUGUGAAAUCGCAGAGCAUGCUUGUGUUUCCAACCCAUGCGCCAACAAAGGAACCUGCCACGAGGUGCCUGAUGGAUUUGAGUGCCACUGCCCACCAGGAUGGAGUGGCAUCACUUGUGCCAUAGACACAGAUGAGUGCGCCUCCAACCCUUGUGCCCAGGGCGGCACCUGUAUUGAUCGUGAAAACGGGUUCGAGUGCAUAUGUCCCCCACAGUGGGCUGGAAAGACCUGCCAGAUAGAUGCUAAUGAGUGUGUGGAGGGGAAACCUUGCCUAAAUGCUUACUCUUGCAAAAACUUUAUUGGUGGAUAUCAUUGCUACUGCUUUCCAGAAUGGACCGGACAAAACUGUGAUAUAAACAUCAAUAGCUGCCAUGGACAGUGUCAGAAUGGUGCCACCUGCAAGGAGGGUCCUAAAGGGUACCAGUGCCUGUGCCCACCAGGCUUUGUGGGUAAACAUUGUGAGAUCCAGAGGAACAAGUGUGCCAGCCUUCCCUGCCAAAAUGGUGGGCACUGCCACACCCUGUUGGACAGCUUUGUGUGCGACUGUCCGGUAGGCUACUCUGGCACCAUGUGUGAGGUGCGGAGUAAUCCCUGCAGUCCAAACCCUUGCCAGAACAAGGCUGUCUGUCACAGUCUUCUAGAUGACUACUACUGUGCCUGUCCUGAGGCGUAUGAGGGGAAGAACUGUUCCAGCCUGAAGGACCACUGUAAAACCACACCUUGUGAAGUGAUUGACAGCUGCACCAUUGCUGUGGCAACCAACACCACAGAGGAGGGGGUGUGGCAUAUUUCAUCCAACGUGUGUGGUCCCCGUGGUCGCUGCAUCAGCCAGCCAGCUGGCAACUUCACCUGUGCCUGCGAGCACGGCUUUACUGGGACCUACUGCCACGAGAACAUCAAUGAUUGCCUGUCGAACCCCUGCCAGAAUGGAGGCACCUGUAUCGAUGGCAUUAAUUCCUUUCAGUGCUUCUGUCCUGAUGGCUGGGAGGGAGAUCUGUGUAGCCUUGAUGUGAAUGAGUGUAGUCGCAACCCUUGCAAGAACGGUGGACACUGUGUGGACCUGGUCAAUGAUUUUUACUGCAAGUGUGCUGAUGGCUGGAAGGGCAAGACAUGCCAUUCACGUGAAAAUCAGUGCGAUGUCAGUACUUGCAGUAAUGGAGGUACAUGCUAUGACCAUGGUGACACCUUCCACUGCGUCUGUCCCCCAGGAUGGACCGGCAGCACCUGCAAUACAGCCAAGAACAACACCUGUGCAUCUGGACCCUGUCAGAAUGGUGGUACCUGUGUUGGAGGAGGUGAUGCCUUCACAUGCAUAUGCAAGGAUGGCUGGGAGGGACCCACUUGUGCACAAAAUACCAAUGACUGCAACCCACAUCCAUGCUACAAUGGUGGCAUCUGUGUGGAUGGGGUCAACUGGUUCCGCUGCGAAUGCGCUCCUGGAUUUGCAGGCCCGGACUGCCGGAUCAACAUUGAUGAGUGCCAGUCUUCACCUUGUACUUAUGGUGCCACCUGUGUGGAUGAGAUCAAUGGGGUACGCUGCAUAUGUCCCCCUGGCCGAGCCGGGCCUCGCUGCGAGGAAUUUGUAGGCCUUGGGAAAGCUUGUCGGUACUUGGACCUGCAGUAUCCACACGGCAGUCAGUGGGAUGAGGAGUGCAAUACCUGCCAUUGCAUCAAUGGAGAUGUCAAGUGCACUAAGGUGCUCUGUGGUCGUCUGCCAUGCCUUCUACAGACCGCCCAGGGGCAUGAGCAGUCCCACUGCCCCAGGGGACAGGAGUGCCAACAGCAUCAGUUUCUGACCUGUUUCUCACCCCCGUGCCACCACUGGGGCAUCUGCUCCUCAUCUGACCCCCCAGCCCCCAUAGACACAAAGUGUGAGCCUAGGAGUGAUCACUUGGACAGCAGCUGCGUUAGGAUCACACUCAUCUUCAGCAAGGACAAGGUUCCUGUGGGCACCACUGUUGAGAACAUCUGCACAGAGCUGAGGUAUCUGCCAGCAACUCGUACCGUGGCAAGAGAGCACUCCCUCUUGGUGCUGUGUGACCUCUCCUAUUCCAAUCCUGAUGCUGUGGAGGUGGCCAUAUCCUUCCAGAACGAGCAGGACCACACCCCAAUCCAGGAAGUGGCCAGCACCAUUGUAAACGAACUGUCAAAGCGCCACAACAGCACCAUCAUGCUGGCUAUCGUGGAGGUCAAGGUGGAGACCCAAGUCAUGUCCCCGUCAGUUGACUACUUGGUGCCUCUGUUGUGCGUGCUCUUCUGCGUACUCUGGCUCUUCUGCAUCGCCAUUUGCAUCUGGUGGACCCGCAAGCGAAGAAAAGAGCGUGAGAGGCGGCGCCGAGCACCAGUGGAGGAAAGUGUUAACAACCAGUGGGAGGUGCUGAGGCCUGUGGCACGCCCACGCUCCAGAGACAACCGCGAUGCUCCACAAGAGUGCCAGAAGCUCAUGCUCUCCCAUGAUAGGACUUGUGAUGGGGUGGCAUCUGAGGGGGAGGAGCUGGAGACGGGGGGGAUGGAAGUGGACAAGUGUCCCCCCCUUAAAUACUCAAAAACUGCCAUGCAGGCUGUCUACUCAGCCCGAAGCCCCCCUCUCAAAGGACCUCACCGGACGGCCCAUAGCCCCAAAGACAACCGUUACAAAAACAUCAAUGAUUCCAAAGGCAGCGAGGGGGUCAAAGACCACUAUGUAUGAACCAGCAUUAAGAGGGGAAUGCUCCAUAUUAUUUUCAAAGUAAUUUUUAUUUUUUUUCCUCUUUGUAAAUUAUUUGAAGCUCUGUGGGAAAAGCUCAGAAGACUGCUUUUGAUAUUCACGUUAUUUUCUAUGUACAGUACAAAUAAAUAAAAGCUUCUUUUUCUUUUUACCAGAGGUGAGAAGAGGCCAGAUUUGUUUUCAAUGUUAAGAGCAUGGAACAGGGGAAAAAGGAGAAAAUGGCAUUGUGUUGUGUAAAUUUUUUUUUUUUUUCUUUACAGAUUUUUUUUUUAAAUGCCAGGGCGCUGUCUGUUUCUCUGGAGGAAAUGAUGUGGCUUUCACGAUGUGUUCCACAAGGCACGGUCUUGGAAAGACAUUGAAGAAUUGUCUGUUGACAGCACUCUUCUCCCAUCACCUAUAUUACUACUACUACAGCCAGCCACCUAAAACCUGCCUUACUGUGUGCAUGGCAGGCUCGAAGGGCUGUGGGAGCUUCAGGUGUUGUGCCUUUAGAGUGGCCUUUGUAUCAUCGCUUGUCUUCUCAGUAACUGCACGAAGAUCUCAGUAUUGGUAUUAGUAGAAAGUGCCUUUGGGGCCCUUGGCCACAGUUACUAGCACCCACACAAAGGGAAACCUGACGCUUUAGAACUCUUCGUAUCACCGCUAAGGUAUUUCAUAAACAUUGUACAUAUGUAUAUAAUAAAGGAUCCGCUGUGUAUAUUUGAAUUUAGUAACUUAAGACAAUUCAUUUUUUAUUUUCUUUUUUACAAUGCCAUUCCUUUUAUUUAUGUGUAAUGACAAUGGCUGGUUUUAUAACAGUCCAAAAGAUAUACAGCAUCCUUCUUUACCUUAAAAUCAUCCAUAUAAUCAUUCAUUUUUGUUUGUUUUUGGUUGCUUUAUUUUUGUAAAGAAUUGAAACACUAAAUGGUUGUUUAAUGCGUGCCUCCGUGUUUGUUUUGCUUCUGUCAGUCCCCUAUCCUGCCUUUGCUGCUUGUCUUUGAGUUGACCUGUGAAAGUCCCAACAAAGGGUGAAGGCUCUAGCCUGACUAGCUUUGCUUUGUGACAACUAGAAUGUGUACCAGUGCAUUUCAUUUUUUUUCUUCUUCCUUUGAAGACCUAAUGAAGGGAACAAUUUUUUUUAUUUUUUUUUUUUUUCCUCUGAGCCAUUGUGUUAGUGCAGUUUCUGCACUGUGAUGGCAAGGUAUACCAACUAAAAAAAAAAAAAAUGGAUUACCUCAGUCACAAUGAAUAUAAUUUUCUAUUUUCUUUCUGAUGUUUAACAUUGCUUCACUUGGACAUGCGUCUUGUUUUAAUAUUUGGCAUGAUGCAAAAUAAAGGAAUUAAAAUGCUACCUGCAUCAGCUGGUAAACCGAAGUUAAAUUUGCCGAGGGGGAGAGGCAGGGUGGGGAAUGAGGAGUAGU
Molecule: messenger RNA, 5395 nt
Organism: Scleropages formosus (Asian bonytongue)
Lineage: Eukaryota; Metazoa; Chordata; Actinopteri; Osteoglossiformes; Osteoglossidae
Gene: jag2b
Product: jagged canonical Notch ligand 2b
Exons: 26
Coding region: 258-3977 (1239 amino acids)
Biological process (GO): Notch signaling pathway; heterophilic cell-cell adhesion; establishment or maintenance of epithelial cell apical/basal polarity
Cellular component (GO): plasma membrane; protein-containing complex
Molecular function (GO): calcium ion binding; Notch binding
Source: RefSeq, a predicted model, not a curated record